CUUAUUUUUCGGGGAGAUUUACUCGCGCGCACGGAUUAAUUGCCCAGAAUAAAAGAAAAGGAAUAACACAUAAACACUGGCGGGCAGUCAACUAACCAAAUCACUACUACAACUACGUGGCGCAUUUCGACGGGCUUUUGUGGUCGGAAUGUCAUCAAAACCUCAGUACAGUCUCAGCGAGGUGGAUGGGGAUCUCUUCUCCGCCCCCAAGGCAUACUCAUUGGCUCAUUGUGUGGGCGCCGAUCUUGCAAUGGGUGCUGGAAUUGCUGUGCAGUUCAAGAAAGUCUACGGCAAGGUGGACGAGUUGCGAGCCCAAAAUGUGGGCAGUGGAGAUGUGGCGGUUCUUAAGGAUGACCAACGGUAUAUCUACUACCUGGUGACCAAACCUCAAAGCUGGGGAAAGCCUACUUACGAAUCACUACAGGCUUCGCUGGAACAGAUGCGUGAGCAUAUGCGCAAAAACAAUGUGGAUAAGCUGGCGAUUCCGAAAAUUGGAUGCGGCAUUGAUGGCUUGGAGUGGGAAAAGGUCAGCGGAGUUCUUGAGUACGUUUUUGGCCAGGAACCACUGGAGAUCGUAGUGUACAACUUUGUGCCGCCUCAAAGCAAAUAAUGGAAUUUUUCAGUUUAAUUUGUGCCAUUUACUUUUGAGCUACAUAAUUAUAAACAACAAGUUCCACAACA
Messenger RNA from Drosophila eugracilis, 681 nucleotides. It is a transcript of the gene Targ1, whose product is annotated as ADP-ribose glycohydrolase OARD1. The transcript has 3 exons. NCBI's taxonomy places the organism in Eukaryota, Metazoa, Arthropoda, Insecta, Diptera, Drosophilidae. Bases 149 to 610 code for a protein of 153 amino acids. Gene Ontology annotation, biological process: peptidyl-glutamate ADP-deribosylation. The record is from RefSeq and is a predicted model, not a curated record.